AUGCCAGACGACCCCGCAGAAGAAGAAGAUUACUUCCUCCCCCUGGAAGACCAGCGCGUCUUUGGCGCCGGAAUUCGCCGCAAGCGCGUCCCCUUCGUGCGCUCCUCCGACCCCGACCUCCACACCACCGACUCCGCCCUCCGCCGCAAUGCCGCACCCAGCACUGAAACAACGACCGGCGCCACCAUCGCGAACAGAUACCUCUCCAUCGUCCUCUCCAAAUCCGCUACGCCUACACCUGCCCCGGAGGAGCCCGCAUCAGAUUCUACGGCUACACUCCCCACCACGAAUCCUCCCAGCGCACGGGCAGCGAGUCCACAAUCCCACCCCGCACCACCAUCAACACCAACUCUCCCUCCUCCUUCGCCCCGACAAGACCAACAAGACAACAAAGCCAACCCUACGUCUCAAAUCUGCGAAAUCUGCAAUCUCCCCCUCACAGCAUCAUCCGAACCAGCAUCCGAAACCCCGACCCCAAUUGGCCCCAACGCACGCCCCCACGAAGCCUCCCUCGCACACCAACUCUGCCUCACGCAUUCACACCCACCCUCACACCUGGACCGCACGCGCCCCGGCCUGCGCUACCUGGCCGCCUACGGCUGGGACCCCGACAGCAGACUGGGGCUGGGGGCUCCCGGGCGGGAGGGGAUCCGGGCGCCGGUGAAGGGGAAGGUCAAGGUCGAUACGGUGGGGUUGGGGGUUGCGGGCCAUAAUUCGGAUGAUGAGGAAGCCCAUCAGAAACGGAAGCGUGUGAAGUUGAAUGCGAAGGAGGUGCGGAGGGGGCAGGUGGAUGCGCGGAAGCGCGGGGAGAGGUUGCGCGAGUUGUUCUAUCAGGAUGAGAGGAUUUUGCGGUAUCUUGGGGAGGGGUGA
Aspergillus uvarum CBS 121591 is the source of this 870-nucleotide messenger RNA. RefSeq names its product putative G-patch domain protein. Gene Ontology annotation, molecular function: nucleic acid binding. The record is from RefSeq and is a predicted model, not a curated record. NCBI's taxonomy places the organism in Eukaryota, Fungi, Ascomycota, Eurotiomycetes, Eurotiales, Aspergillaceae. The transcript has 2 exons. Bases 1 to 870 code for a protein of 289 amino acids.